Messenger RNA from Rana temporaria (common frog), 1036 nucleotides. RefSeq names its product chromosome 9 C9orf78 homolog (gene C9H9orf78). Gene Ontology annotation, biological process: mRNA splicing, via spliceosome. The coding region runs from base 73 to 945 and encodes 290 amino acids. The transcript is spliced from 9 exons. The record is from RefSeq and is a predicted model, not a curated record. Gene Ontology annotation, cellular component: spliceosomal complex. Lineage: Eukaryota; Metazoa; Chordata; Amphibia; Anura; Ranidae.
CACUAGGCGCCGGAAGUGGAGUGUCCUCUGUGCUUACAUGCAGUAGAGGCAGAGAAGUUCCUGGGAUUGAAGAUGCCACCGGGGAAGAAUUUUAGAAGACGGAGAGCCUCCAGCUCGGAUGAAGAGAAGGAGGAUGACGUGGUGACAACUGCGGUUAGAAAGAAGCUUGAAGCGGCAAAGGAAAUUCAGAACCUGAGAAGAAGACAAAAUGGUGUCAGUGCCGCAGCGCUUCUGGUGGGGGAGAAGUUACCGGAAGACUCAAUGCUAGCGGACGAUCCUUUCAAAACCAAAAGUGGAGGGAUAGUGGACAUGAAAAAACUGAAAGAGAUUGGAAAGGAUAGGAUUGGAGAUGAAGAAGAUCUGAACUUGGGCACAUCAUUUUCAGCAGAAACGAACCGGCGGGAUGAAGAUGCUGACAUGAUGAAGUACAUUGAGACCGAGCUAAAAAAGAGAAAGGGAAUCAUUGAGAAUGAGGAGAAGAAGGUGAAACCUAAGAGUGCAGAAGAUUGUUUGUAUGAGCUCCCAGAUAGCAUUAAUGUAUCUUCUGCCAAGAAGACGGAGGAGAUGUUAUCCAACCAGAUGCUGAGCGGAAUCCCAGAGGUUGACUUGGGUAUAGAUGCAAAAAUAAAGAAUAUCAUCUUCACAGAGGAGGCUAAAGCCCGUUUAUUGGCUGAGCAGCAGAAUAAAAAGAAGGACAAACAGACUUCCUUUGUACCUACCAACAUGGCUGUCAAUUAUGUUCAGCACAAUCGAUUUUACCAGGAGGACGUGAGUACUCCCAUAAGACGCUACAAAGAGGAACCCAAAGCCCGACCUCUCCGUGUAGGAGACACAGAGAAGCCAGAACCAGAGAAGUCUCCACCCAACCGCAAGCGUCCAUCAAACGAAAAGGCCACGGAUGACUAUCAUUAUGAGAAGUUUAAGAAAAUGAAUAGGCGUUACUAAACUCUGCACCAAGGACUAGUCUGUAAAACUUCCAUACAGCUGGCAAAACUUGUUCUAUUCAUAUUGGCCUUCUGAAGCCUGUUUAUAAAAA